This is a messenger RNA of Chrysochloris asiatica (Cape golden mole), 663 nucleotides long. It is a transcript of the gene SDHC, whose product is annotated as succinate dehydrogenase complex, subunit C, integral membrane protein, 15kDa. Gene Ontology annotation, molecular function: electron transfer activity; succinate dehydrogenase activity. The record is from RefSeq and is a predicted model, not a curated record. The transcript has 6 exons. Gene Ontology annotation, cellular component: membrane. Gene Ontology annotation, biological process: mitochondrial electron transport, succinate to ubiquinone; tricarboxylic acid cycle. NCBI's taxonomy places the organism in Eukaryota, Metazoa, Chordata, Mammalia, Afrosoricida, Chrysochloridae. The coding region runs from base 1 to 642 and encodes 213 amino acids.
AUGGCAGGUGCAGCAAGGAAGGCUAAGGAAAAGGACUUACUUGAUUUUAAAGAACUGAGUUUUUCAGUCUACAAAGGAAGUUCCUAUCAGACUACCAUGAGCAAAGGUAUUGUCAUAGAGGCCUUACUCUGUCUGUGCUUAACAAGAGUUAAACAUGUUGGCCGUCAUUGCCUCCGUGCCCAGCUUAGUCCUCAGCUCUGUAUCAAAAAUGCUGUUCCUUUGGGAACCACGGCCAAAGAAGAGAUGGAGCGGUUCUGGAAUAAGAACAUGGGUUCAAACCGUCCAUUGUCUCCCCAUAUCACUAUUUACAGUUGGUCUCUUCCCAUGGCGAUGUCUAUUUGCCACCGUGGCUCUGGUGUUGCCUUAAGUGCAGGAGUCUCUCUUUUUGGCUUGUCUGCCCUGUUGAUCCCUGGGAACUUUGAGUCUCAUUUGGAACUUGUGAAGUCCCUGAGUCUGGGUCCAGCAUUGAUCUACACAGCUAAGUUUGCACUUGUCUCACCUCUCAUGUAUCACACCUGGAAUGGAAUUCGACACUUGAUGUGGGACCUAGGAAAAGGCCUGAAGAUUCCCCAGCUGUACCAGUCUGGAGUAGUUGUCUUGGUUCUCACUGUAUUGUCCUCUGUAGGACUGGCAGCCAUGUGAAGAGCUGAGGUUCUCAACAUC